This is a messenger RNA of Anopheles cruzii, 2151 nucleotides long. RefSeq names its product RNA-binding protein cabeza (gene caz). Gene Ontology annotation, cellular component: nucleus. Bases 127 to 1347 code for a protein of 406 amino acids. Gene Ontology annotation, biological process: regulation of DNA-templated transcription. Gene Ontology annotation, molecular function: RNA binding; transcription coregulator activity. The transcript is spliced from 7 exons. The record is from RefSeq and is a predicted model, not a curated record. Lineage: Eukaryota; Metazoa; Arthropoda; Insecta; Diptera; Culicidae.
GAUGUCUCUGACGGAUGUGAAGUGUGAAAAAUUGUGCGCUUUCCGAGGCAGCUAUUGACGGGAAACACGAGUGUUAGGGAUCGUGAAAGUGAAUUUAGUGGCUCGCAGAACUCGAAAACCAUCGUCAUGUCGGAUCAAUACGGCGGAUACGGCGGGCAGGAUUACGGCGGUGGCCCGGUUCAGUUCAAUGUGCCUCCGCCACCAAUUAACCAGAAUUUCAGCCAGCCUCCUCCGAUGAAUAAAUUCGGCGGUGGCGCCACCGGUGGCUACGGACAGCAGAGUUCCGGUUCUGUUGGCGGUGGCUACGGUGGACAAAGUGAUUACAAUAACGGUGGCGGUGGACGUGGUGGCAACAGUGAUGGUGGGUACGGCGACGGCAAUCGGGGAGGCAACAGUUUUGACAGAAGAGGUGGUAACCAAACCGGCGGCUACAGCAGUGGCGGCGGCAACAAGGGUGGUUAUAACAAAGGAAGCGAUGGAGAAAUGGUCACUCAGGAGGACACGAUCUUCAUCCAAGGCAUGACACCGGAAACGACGGAAGAGGAGAUAGCUGAACGUUUCGGAUCAAUCGGUGUGAUUAAGCGGGACAAGCGCACUCAGAAACCGAAAAUAUGGAUGUAUAAAGACAAAGAAACGGGGAACAUGAAAGGUGAAGCGACGGUCACAUAUGACGAUGCUAGCGCUGCACAAUCCGCUAUCGGUUGGUUCGACAACAAGGAAUUCAACGGAUCGGUAAUCAAAGUGACGUUGGCCCAAAGAGUUAGCACCUGGCAAAAUAAGGGAGGCAGCCGUGGAGGCUUCAACAAGGGCGGCGGCGGACCUGGCGGUUACGGCCGGGGCGGUGGAGGUGGUGACCGCGGUGGUGGUGGAGAUCGGAGUUCCGGCUUCAAUCGCAUGGGAGGCGAUCGGGACGAUAGUCGAUCCCGGCCUGGUGGUGGCGGUGGACCCAUGGGAGGUGGUGCAGGCCGUGCUGGGGGUGGAGGCGGAGGUUUCGGUGGCGGUGGUGGCCAAGACCGCGAGGGUGACUGGAAUUGCGGCGAUUGUAACAACAAGAACUUUGCCUGGCGCAACGAGUGCAAUCGUUGUAAAGCUCCGAAAGGCGACAGUGCUGGUGGCGGAGGUGGCGGCUUCGGUGGUGGUAAUCGCAACGGUGGUGGAGGAAUGGGUGGUGGAAAUCGCGACCGAGGAUCGUUUAGCAACCGUGGCGGAGGUGCCGGCAGUGAUCGUAGCUUUGGUGGCUCUAACCGCGGAGGACGAGAUGGCGGUGGUUCGGGUGGAUACGGCGGAGGUGCAAUGCGCGGAAAUGAUCGUAACAACCGCAAUGAUCAACGACAACGUCCUUACUAAGUUUGAUUCAAAACAAAGUUCUAUCGACGAGCAGAUCAACACAUAACACUGUCAUCCCAUCAGAAGUGGAUGUCAAUAGUGUACUUUUUAAAUGUAAUCUAUCAAUCAUCAUCACCAUCACGCCAGAGCUACGAAGACAAAACCUAGGCCGCAUAAUAACCGCGCUGAAACGUUGAGUCACUGUGAAAUUUGAAGAGACGUUGAACUUCCCACGUACAUCCUUAACGACGCGUCCGUCUGAUUUCGAUCAUCCUUUUGGGUUUUGUGACCUCGUGUCUGCUUCGAUACUCGAUUGCCAUCCAGUGUUGCAGCUGGCUUUAUUCUGCAGCAGAGUGAAUGCUGUAAUUGCCCGGUAUGCUGCGAAAGAAGGCAUACAGCGAUGAGCACCAUCUACACUGAAUUUGGCGUACAGCACCACUUUUGCUCUCGAUGGUGCUGCUGUACCUAGCAGUACCGUACCCUAUUGUAUGCGUUAAUUUCCAAUUGUAAAUUACUAGCGCGUGUACGUUUAGUUGUGCUUCUCGUGUAAAGUUAGCUGGGAUAGUAUUGAUCGCAGAAAUUUACUGGAGCCCUCGGCUGCGAAACUCGAUUAGAAAGCAGUGGCAUUUGUCAGUGUCAAACAUAGGCACAACGUAAGCGUAAACUACCAACACACAAUCCACUGCUACCGGAGAUACUUUCCUCGCGAACGCGCCAGGUAGAAGUUGCAUGUGAAGUUGUAUCAAGAUAAUGUCCACCGUCCUCCAGAUCCAACUGGUCGCAGGGGAGGUAUACCACUUAAACUAAUGAAAGAAAUAAAAAUUG